GACAUUUGACUAAUACUACCAGAUCAUUCGAGGCAUCCAAGAACUUGCAAGAGCAGUCAAUGGCUUCAAGUGGGACUCGUAUUGGUCUAGUCCUGCUCCUUGUAGCCAUAACAUGUGGUGGAGCCAUGGCUCAAUCAAGCUGCACUAAUACUCUCAUGAGCCUGGCCCCAUGCCUGAACUACAUUACAGGAAAUUCAACGAGUCCAUCAUCUUCCUGUUGCUCACAGCUAGGCAAUGUUGUCCAAACAUCACCACAAUGCCUUUGCUUACUACUCAAUAAUAGCGGUGCCUCUUUAGGCAUCAACGUAAACCAGACUCUUGCUCUGAAUCUCCCCGGCUCUUGUAAAGUGCAAACUCCACCGAUCAGCCAGUGCAAUGCUGCCACUGCACCCACGGCUUCAGCAACUCCGCCAGUAAGCUCACCAGCCAGUUCACCUGCGGAUUCAUCUGAUCAGACACCCGAGCCAGCUCUUACUCCAUCAGCAUCAAACAUUCCUUCAGCUUCAGGAACUGGAACUGGCUCUAAAACAGUCCCAUCAUCAACUGGAACAUCUGAUGGAAGUAUUGUCAAAACACCCCUUCAUUUUGUGCUCUUCGUUCUCUUUGUGGCAUGGAGUGGUUCAACUGUUACCAAAUUCUGAGUCCCAAAAGUGGUUUGUGGAAUUAUACUUUGAAAGUUGCCAGAGUGAUUUGUGCCCUUAAUUUUGCAUCAUUGAUUAUGAUUACCGGAUCCUAUUUAUUUUUGUACAAUUCUGUUAAAGAUGAUUCUUGUCAUCACCUGGACAGUGUGAUUGUAUUAUUUGUUUGGUUUGCUUAAUGAAUAAUGAAAGCCGUACUGGUUCCUUC
Molecule: messenger RNA, 846 nt
Organism: Populus nigra (black poplar)
Lineage: Eukaryota; Viridiplantae; Streptophyta; Magnoliopsida; Malpighiales; Salicaceae
Product: non-specific lipid transfer protein GPI-anchored 15-like
Exons: 3
Coding region: 60-641 (193 amino acids)
Biological process (GO): lipid transport
Molecular function (GO): lipid binding
Source: RefSeq, a predicted model, not a curated record